Molecule: messenger RNA, 1074 nt
Organism: Cylicocyclus nassatus
Lineage: Eukaryota; Metazoa; Nematoda; Chromadorea; Rhabditida; Strongylidae
Source: the annotation of a GenBank genome assembly
AUUCCUUUCUUUGUGUUGCGAUACUAAUUAAUAUAAGCUUUUGUUUGCAGAUGUCAAAUAUCGCUUUUACGCGGAUUCAACGAGAAUGCAAAGAAGUUGUGACGAACAAAGAGAUCGCCGAAACCGGCAUUAUGAUUGAGAUUCUGAAUGAUUCUUUAUCCGAAAUCAAAGGACAGAUACGUGGUCCACCGGACACCCCCUAUCAAGGCGGAUCUUUUGAUUUAGAAAUCAAAAUUCCAGAUACCUAUCCAUUUACUCCACCCAAGAUUAAAUUCCUCACGAAGAUCUGGCAUCCCAACAUAAGCUCACAAACAGGCACCAUCUGUCUCGAUAUUCUGAAAGAUCAAUGGGCCGCCUCUUUAACUUUACGCACUGUACUUUUGAGUAUACAAGCUUUGAUGUGUUCACCGGAACCCAAAGAUCCUCAAGAUGCUGUCGUUGCGAAGCAGUACAUGUCAAAUCCUUCGCUUUUCAAGGAAACAGCUGUGUUUUGGACUAUAAAGUAUGCUAAAGGCAAGGCCGAAGAGAAUCACCAAUACCGCGAACGCGUGGAAAAACUUCGCGAUAUGGGUGUGACAGAGGAUGAGGCAAUCUCAGUGCUAAGCUGCAACAACUGGGAUCUCGCUAAAGCAACAGAUUACAUUUUUUCAUGAAUUUGUGAUUUUUUUUUCACAAGCUGGACAUCACUCUCCAAACAACCUUUACUGGUCCUGUGUUUCCAUCUUUACUAGGGUUGAUUACCAAUGGGUUAGAUCAAUGCAAUUCGAUGUCAAGAAAAUUCCAUCCUGCUGAAUUUGUAAUCCAUAAAAACCUUGCUCAUUCUUAUCCUUCAUCGUUUCAAGAACUGCACCAGCUGUUUUAUCUUUUCCAGUCCUUUAUGAUUGUUUUAAUCCGCUUGCAUGUGUACCGGUCAGUCUCGGUCAUUUUCACCACCAACAGGUGUGUGAACUACACUUUCAAAGUUCACCCGCCCAUAACCCUUCAUCGGGUUUACUAGGAAGCAUCUCGAGUUUCCUCUACUUUCGUCUAUGUCUUGGUUCAUUAACGCAUUCAGUCAUAAAUAUUUAUUAGUUU